Messenger RNA from Botrytis deweyae, 4358 nucleotides. RefSeq lists its product as uncharacterized. Gene Ontology annotation, biological process: protein localization to vacuolar membrane; positive regulation of phosphatidylinositol biosynthetic process; vacuole inheritance. NCBI's taxonomy places the organism in Eukaryota, Fungi, Ascomycota, Leotiomycetes, Helotiales, Sclerotiniaceae. Gene Ontology annotation, cellular component: fungal-type vacuole membrane; PAS complex. The record is from RefSeq and is a predicted model, not a curated record. Bases 800 to 3361 code for a protein of 853 amino acids. The transcript is spliced from 2 exons.
AUUCUUAUUUUCCCAUCUUAUCCUAAUGAGACAAUAACUUGCUUGUCUCUGCCCUGCUCUACUCUGCCUUGCUCUGCCCUACCAAAUCAUAUUGUUUAUAAUCCUACCUGGCUAGAUACAUUACACACACACACACGCACACACAGACGAAGAACACAAGCCAAAUUCUAACAAUAAUAACCCCAAAUCACAUUUUACCAUUUACGCUUCCAAUCAAUCCAAUCCAAUCCCAUCCCAUCUGUUCAUCCUGGUGUUCCUACAUAGGUUAGAUUACAUAUACAUUUACACACAUAUACAUAGGUACACACAUACAUACUAUAUACAUAGCCUUAUUGAAACAUUUACGACAACACAACAAACACACCACUCAUCACGACCUCAACGACCUCACGACCCCUCUUUAUCAUUCCCGCAAAACCAAGGAGAAGAAGAAAAAAAAAGCAAAAUCAAAAAGACUUUCUUAUUGGAUUCGAUACAGCCAUCAUUGAGGAAAUCUUCUUUGAAUGGAUGAUAUGAUCUUUCUUAACCCAAUCCAUCAUUUGGCUCGUUAAAUUCCAUCUCUCUAACCAUCCACCCAUCCAUCCAUCCAUCCAUCCAUCCAUAAGAUUACUCCGUCAUUAAAGUUUUGCUGGCAAAGAAAAGUUGGGUUCGGGUACCUCCCCAUUCGCUACUUAGUACAGUCCCCUCUAAAAUAACGCACUACCUUCUCACUCGUCGUACCUACCCAAAGCUACCCUCUUUAACUUUUCGUUACGUUGUACUCGUACGGCUUCCCCCCAAAAUCAAGAAGUAAGUGACAAUGGACGACAAAUCAUACACUCAGAAACCUGCAGAGAUGCGAGAAACUCCUUCACCAUCACCAUUAGAUUCAAACAUUCCAUCACCAACCUCAGAUUCAAAACCCUUCGCUUCAUCUAGAAGGAACUACGAUACAUCAACUAAACCUACUGUUAAGAGAUUACAAACAAACCGAGCAUCGUCUGCAACCAAUAGUCCAAUAGGAUCACGCGAAUCGUCACCAGUCCGACCUCAACUAAGAAAUCCCUCUGCCGUUCGCUCAGGUACCCCUUCGAGAUCACGGAAGAAUAGCCAAGACAUUAGUCCUUCACGCUCCACGAGUAGUCAACACCCACCAUCUGCUGCUGCCAUCCAACGAGGGUUGUCAGCUCAAAAGCUUCCUACUUUGAAUCACGUUGCAUCCGAACCUUUGAUUAGAGCACCAAUACCUCAGAAGCCGCUAGUAACGAGUGAAAUCAGAGAUGGUCCACGCUGGCCUGUAUCCCCGAGAAUAAGAUCACCUCCUCCCAGACAAAGUAGCCUGCUCUCGCCUCGAAAGACGGAACAAGAAAUUCCCGCGAUCAAUGUGCAAAGAACCUCUCCCACUGCAGAGCAAAGAGCGGAAGGAAAAUCUGCGGCCGAUAGCGAAUCAGAAGAGAACCUGUUAACACCAGGGAUGCGAACACCUGCGAGAGGUGUCAGUGGUGGUAGUUCAACGUUAGAAACCGUCCAGGAGAUCAGCCAACCCAACACCCCAUCUUUCGAACUCGAUGGCGCAAUCGACACGACCACUCAGGGAAGUCCAACUUUACCAACAGAACAGGACCUAAUGGAUGGCGCAUCGGUUGAGACGUUGAAGAAGCCGACGAUUGUGACAAAUGAGAGUGGGAGUGAGAGUGGUGGGAAGGGGGAUCACAAGAUGAAGAAUACUACCCCCACGGCAACUCGAACUGGACCACCUAAAUCGUUUAGUGGACCAGCCGCAGCGCGAGGCAAACCAUCUGGGGAAGGCUCUGCGAAAAACAUGACAGUUGAGACGGAGACUGUGAGCUCGAUCCCACAAAUUGCUCUGGCUACGGGUGCGGGAGGAUUGGCUAAUGGAAGUUUACGGGCCAAGCAAAGUACUGAGACCAUUCGACCUAGGAAGGAAAAGAAGAAGAGUCGAAAGGCCCCAUCGGUAACUUCUGGAACGGCUUCUUCCAAGGCAGAUAUCUUCGAAGCUAAAGUCGCGAGCGCGGUCGACGAAGCGAAUUCCUCCGAUUCCGAAGAGACCUUUGUGUACGAAUCGAAUCCACCAGAACAAGAGAGACCUCGUCGAUUUCAUUCCCGAACUCCUAGUGCUACAUCCAUGGCCAGUCAGAUAGAUGCAAGAAACGGAUUACGCUCAAUGAUGGAUAGUAGCAAUCACAGUGUGGCGAUGAAGAAGAGUAUGAAAUUCGCAAACUCUUACAAUAGCGCCGGUCAAGAGAUGUCAACAGAAGACGACGGAAAGGGCACAGCACGAAGUAAUUUAGGCCGAGGGACGGCACAUCAUCACUUUAGUCGUUGGGGAAGAAAUGGGGGAAACGGCCAUGCAUCUCUCUUCGAUAACGAAUCACCCUUUCCCAAUGCUGCGAAAUCCAAAUUUGCCGCAAACCCUACUCGACAAGGUUCAAGACCUACGAGUCCGAGAGUGGUAAACACGGCGAGAAUGUCCAUGGGAGGCAACGUGAACGGCAGGAAGACCUCGCCAAUCAGCUCAGGAUACGAUCUUGAUGAUGCUGCGGACGAUGAAAGAACACCACUGAUUCCAUCUACCAUUCGUUCAACUCGAUCAAGUCGCAUACGCCGUGGAAAUGCCCCAUCAUCCAGACACAUGGAACAUCAAAGGAAUAACCGCUCAUUCAUCGCUCGGUUUGCUGGAUGCAUGUUUGUUUCUCUACUGCUUCUCCUCGUCGCGGCAGGUCUUGUGGCAUUCUUAUUUGCGACAACCCAACCACUAGCAAAUGUGAAAGUAUUGGCUUUGAGAAAUAUCUUGGCUAGCGAACAAGAUGUCAUUAUAGAUUUACAGGUCACGGCUCAAAAUCCCAACCUGGUUGCUGUCACUAUCGAUUCCAUGGAUAUGGUUAUUUUUGCGAAGUCCAAAUAUGCAGGUACAGAUUCUGAGUGGUGGGCACAGCCGCCAACCAAAUUUUCGUGGAGGCGUGGAUUCAAACAUAGACGAGAUGAUCCAAUCAAUGAUCCGCCGAUGGAUGAUGAUCCAAACACCAAUCCGAAUUUGGAAAUUGGACAUAUUUACAAUUUCGAGAGUCCCUUGAUCUUUGAAGGGUCGCCAUUCAAACCUACAUCAUCUGUAUCAAUAGGUGAGAUGCGAAUACUAAAACCUGGAAAUCAGACGGAGCCACGUGGAUCAGAGCGCUGGGGGCGAGUUCUUCAACAUGAGUUCGACCUGAUCGUCCGAGGCACACUCAAAUAUACCCUUCCGCUCAGCUCAAAAGCUAGGAGUAUUGGAGUUGAGGGUCGAGCAACAGUCAAGCCAAAUGCUGCUGAUCAAGAUCCUGACAAUGUUCAUGUCAUCGACGGGACUCAUCACUUAUUCGAUUAGAGGAGUGUGUGACUCCAAAUAACAGCACGGGUGGGUGCAUCAACCACCAAAUUUUUCUUUUCUUUAUCAUACUUUGCUUGCAAUUCUGUAAAUUGAGCGGUAUCAUCAGUCAGAUUAUCAAAACUCCAGCGAAGGCGCUUUUCACGGGGGCUUAAAUGGCAGGCACAGGCGAUCAAUAAUUUGCUUUCUUCGCGUUACGCACAUAGGAUGGACUUUUUCUUCUUCUAUUUCUUCCGUUGGAUUAUAUGAAACAAAAUCACCUGAACUUAGCGCUUUGAAAUUCUUUCGGGAUCAUGAACAUUCCCGAUAUACUGCGACUAAAAAGUAUUAAUCAACGAGUUUCCUUUGUCGAGCAGAAUACGACAAGCUCUCCUGUUCACCACAGAUGAGAAGAUAUAGUAACUGGCGAAAAUAUCACAUCGUCAAUUUUUUUCUUAUCUUUCACUAUUUUAUAGGGGCAUUGGGUGGAUGGGUUGGGUUUGGUUGGGUGCUUUUUUUUUGGAGGUGGGUGGGGGUUGGGGGUGGUUUGCAUUUGUCUUUUUUCUUCUUUUUUGAUUGGGAUGGGCGAAAAUGAAAUGAUCAUAGAUUUCUGUUUGUUCAGUCUUUGUGACAUGAAAUUCAUAUAGAUGGGAUAGGGCCUGGCUUUGGUUUUUGUUUUUGGCUGGGCCUUUCUUGCAGAAGAAAUGGAUGGGAUGGAAGAAUUAACGGCUUUUAUGAUUGUGAUUGUGAUGGGAUGAAUGGAUGGAUGGAUGGAUAGUGUAGGAUGGAGAGGAGAAGUUGGAUGAGGGAUAGGGGAAGGAAGAUGGAGGAAUUUGUACGAAUGAUUUGUGUAGCUAUGGUAUGGUAAUUGAUCGAUCGAUUGAUAGAUGGGGAGUGGGAAGUUGGGAAGGGGGAGCAGCGGAUUUGGAGGAGGAGGGAUGGAAAGAAAUGGGAUGGAAUGGAAUAUGGGGAGCGAGGGAGAAGUAUGUGGGUGUACUGUAAAGUACAUAGCGAGUGA